AUGAAUGUCGGUAAACAUACUGAGGAAAAUGAUUCAAAUGGUCAUCCAGUUAUUGUCCCUUCUUGGGGAGUGUGUUUUAAGAGUAUUGGAUUUCAGCAACAGUUGCUCAGUCAAGACCAAGCUGGUAUUAGGCGUAAAAUGGCCAUUUGGUCUUUUAAUGGUAUUGUUUCAUCAUCUGAAGGUGUUGUAAAUACCGGAAUACCUAUUUAUACCUGA
Molecule: messenger RNA, 216 nt
Organism: Dentiscutata erythropus
Lineage: Eukaryota; Fungi; Glomeromycota; Glomeromycetes; Diversisporales; Gigasporaceae
Source: the annotation of a GenBank genome assembly